Molecule: messenger RNA, 9726 nt
Organism: Zootoca vivipara (common lizard)
Lineage: Eukaryota; Metazoa; Chordata; Lepidosauria; Squamata; Lacertidae
Gene: UBXN7
Product: UBX domain protein 7
Biological process (GO): proteasome-mediated ubiquitin-dependent protein catabolic process
Cellular component (GO): nucleus
Molecular function (GO): ubiquitin binding
Source: RefSeq, a predicted model, not a curated record
UCUGUUGGGGGCGGACGGCAGGAGCGCGAGCACCGGCGCACAGAACCCCUCUUCCUCUUCCCUGUGUCUUACAGCGUCGCGCUCCCAAUAAAGCUUGACUAUUGAAGUUGAAAGCGAGCAAGGGGAGACUGGGGUGCGGUGGUUCUGCGCCUGCGCACUGCAGCCGGCAGGUGGCGGGUGUUGUUGUUCGGCGGUAGAGGCGGCAAGAUGGCGGCGCCCGGGGGCUCCGCUGCCGCCUCAGUGUUGAAGGGGUUAAUCCAGCAAUUCACCGCCAUCACGGGUGCCACUGAAAGUGCAGGCAAGCAUAUGCUUGAAGCAUGCAACAAUAAUCUGGAAAUGGCUGUCACUAUGUUCCUUGAUGGUGGAGGGAUAGCAGAGGAGCCCAGCACUAGUUCUGCAAGUGUAUCAAACCUUCGACCACAUACAGAAGAUGAAGUAAGAGCACCUAUUCCUCAAAAACAGGAAAUUCUGGUAGAACCUGAGCCUUUAUUUGGUGCUCCAAAAAGACGCAGACCUGCUCGUUCAAUAUUUGAUGGUUUUCGGGAUUUCCAGACAGAAACAAUUCGGCAGGAACAAGAGUUGCGGAAUGGAGGAGCAAUAGACAAGAAACUCACCACCCUUGCAGAUCUCUUCAGGCCUCCAAUUGAUCUGAUGCAUAAAGGAAGUUUUGAAACGGCCAAGGAGUGUGGUCAGAUGCAGAACAAGUGGCUCAUGAUAAACAUACAGAAUGUGCAAGAUUUUGCCUGUCAGUGUCUCAACCGUGACGUUUGGAGCAACGAGGCUGUGAAAAACCUUAUCAGAGAGCACUUCAUUUUCUGGCAGGUGUACCACGACAGUGAGGAAGGACAACGAUACAUACAGUUCUACAAACUAGCAGACUUCCCUUAUGUGUCUAUCCUGGACCCUAGGACAGGACAGAAGCUAGUCGAAUGGCACCAGCUAGAUGUAACUUCUUUUUUGGACCAAGUGACUGGGUUCCUAGGUGAGCAUGGACAACUGGAUGGACAUUCCACUAGCCCUCCCCAGAAGCGUUCUCGUUCUGAGAGUCUCAUUGAUGCAAGUGAAGAUAGCCAGUUGGAAGCUGCCAUCAGAGCAUCUUUACAGGAGACACAUUUUGACUCUGACCAAGUCAAGCAAGAAAGCAGAUCAGAUGAAGAGUCUGAAUCGGAGCUUUUCUCUGGAAGUGAGGAAUUUAUUUCUGUUUGUGGUUCUGAUGAUGAUGAGCCAGAGAAUCCUGCCAAGUCUAGGAAAUCUCCACAUAAGGAUUUGGGCUGUAGGAAAGAGGAAGGCAAAAGGCCUCAACCUGAGCCCACAGCAAGGACUGAACCAGAGGUGGUAACAAACCACCGAGGACUAUCUUGCAUGGAUUCUGGGGUACUAGAGGAGAUUGGGGCUAAGCCAGAAGCAGCAGUGAAGGAACUUAAUGUGAACGGACCAAAGGCACAGCUAAUGCUAAGGUAUCCAGAUGGGAAGAGGGAACAAAUUUCACUGCCCGAACAAGCUAAGCUUCUGGCUCUCAUCAAACAUGUACAGUUGAAAGGAUACCCCAAUGAACGUUUUGAACUCCUCACCAACUUUCCUCGAAGGAAACUUUCCCAUCUGGACUAUGACAUCACAUUACAGGAGGCUGGUCUUUGUCCUCAAGAGACUGUCUUCGUGCAGGAAAGGAAUUAGUACUCCCAGCCUUGCCCACCCAUGUUAGCUUUGCCUACAAAAUUAACUCACCAGUGUGCAGUUGGCUCUCUGGGAUUACAGAGCUGAAAUCAGGCAGCAGUUUGCUGGCUUCUCUUUUCUCUCCCUCCUUUCAUGCUACUCUUAGCAAAUGAACCAUGUGGAAACAACAGGAUAGGUUUGCUUGGCUUUGAUGCUGGAGGAAGGCAUGUUUGCUAUAUCAAAAUCAGAAGCACUGUCUGUAUAUAUCAAGCAUGCUGGGGGCAUUGAACAGCCAGAAUAAGGAAAGUUUCUCAUUCCCCUCAGAAAAAAAACUAUUUCUAAUAUAUUUUAUUUUUCAACCGGUCAUAUGACCAAAUAUUGUGGGUUUCUUUAGGAGGCCAUUUCAGCAUGUGCUAGCUGCAUUGAAAAAGCUUUUUGUUCCCCCUGCCAUGUGCAGGAUUUGGUUUUCAGCAUGCAACGACAAACAGGCUUGUUUUUUCUGGGGUACCAACAUAUGCUGAAAGCCAAAUACUGCAUGUGGUGGCAAGUGCACACAACUGACUCGCCACAGGUUGGCAUGUACACAGGCUUUCAACACAGUUAGCACAUGCCCAGAUGCUUGUGUCAAAAGUCUUGUCCACAUGUGGAGAAAAAAAUGGAAACAGCUGAAGAUCCAUUGCCCAUUGUAGCCCUUUGGGAAUCAGCACAAGCACAGUUCCCAGAAAGUUGCAAAAUGAACCACCUUAGAACAUAGGUUUGAGGUUAUUUGUAUGUGUUCCUUUUGUUGCAGAUGGGAUGAGUUGCUUUAAAAGAAGGUGAUGUAGUCAUUAGGUCUAGUAUAAUCUAACCAUUGUGCUCCUAACCCUCUGUGCUUGGUCUGUAGCUUCAGGACUUCUUCUUUCCUUGUCACAAUUAAAAUGGGGGGGAAUGAGGGAUUGAUUCUCAUCUUCCGUCAGGAUUUUACCAUCAGUGGAAUAUGGCAAGGUACUGACCAUGAAUGUAAAACUUAUUAAAACCUCUUCUGUCAUAACUCAAAAGCUGUUUUCAUUAACUGUACCUUUCUGGAAUUCUGUCAACACUGGGCUUCAGUGUAUUUGUACAGGUAUUCGGCUCUAAUGAAAGCCUUUCUCUUGUGCUCUUCUGUUAAUUUAAAAACGCUUAGUUAAAUUAAGAUGCUAACAACAUAAAAUAAGAUAGUUUCAAGCAGUAAUAUUGGUGUUCUUGAAACUCAAGUUGUUCAGACAGCUACUUACCACUGUUUGUUGUAAUUGUCCAUUUAAUUACGGUAGGUAUGGUAUGGCUUCCUCGGCUUGGUAAAACUUGCUGUAAUUGAACCCCAGUUCAAAAGAUUGUUAUAUUGUUGCCACACACUUGAUAGAGCCACAUGUAUGUGGUCCCACAAAGAUCAUUCUUGCAGAUUAAAAAUGGUUAUACUACAUUGUACAGUGGAAAAUAUUAACCCCUUGCUUCUCUAAGGUGUUGGUGGAUAUUUGACAACAAAAGCCAUAAUUGACUGUAGGUUAAGAACCACACUGUUGGCAGUGUGUAAGUUGACAAAUAAAGUACGUUAACGGAAUCAUACUUGAGUGCUGGUUAAGAAAUCUAGCUUUUGACAAAGCCCUGAAACUUCUUUUAAAAAAAACACCAGUGCCAGCAUACAUUUGAUUUGCAUAGUUAAUGAUAUUAGCGAAUGAUGAAAGGCAACAUUACCUGUUAAAAACUAAAAGUGUAAAGUCAAAUAAUUGCCUGGUUAGUUACUAGUUUGUGAAGCUGAGACUCACACACUCACCCCAUAUAUUUGUAAGGUGCUUCUUGCUCUGAGGAGAAGAUGCUGAUUGCACUCUACUGCUUUGGUUAGAUUGCAAAGUGCAAUUAUGGAAAGAGAACUGAAUCCAUUGGUUGCUUACAAAGGGCUGCCUGCAGAAUGAACAAUUACUUUAGCUCUGAGGAAUAGCAAGUGCCAGAUACGUAUUUUGAAGCAUGAUUUUUAACUGUCAGUGUGUUUUUAAGAGUCUCUGGGUGUCAUACUCGUAAUAGGUCCAAUGAGUUGUAUCUAAUGUUAGAGUAGACCCAUUGACAUUAAUAGAUGUGACUAACUUAGGUUCAUUAAUUUCAAUGAGUCUACUCUGAGUAUGACUUGGUUGGAUACAAUUCUCCCAAGUUGUAAUAGCAUUACUUUCUCCUCACCCCCCUCCCGUCCCAUAGUCCACACCAACUUAUUUAUUCCCCAACUAAACUUUUUAGGCAUUGGUUAGUGCGAGCCUUUCACUUCUUAAUGACCAUAAUUGUUGCAUUCAUUCUAAAUACACCAAGAAUAAGGAGCCUAUGUGCAUUUCCCACUGUCUCUUUUCACCAGCAGUGCACGUAGGUUGGCCCUUUCCUCAGAAUAUUUAAUUUAAAGCUGGCUUGUAUCCAGUGGUGGCUUUGCUUUAGCAAAAGUGCUUGUGGAAGAUGGGGUACCUGGUUUUCACUGAUGGCCCCUACCCUUCUAAGUCUCCCCAGAUGCUGCUUAUGGGGUUGGGGAAGCCUCUAGAACAGAAUGGGGCCUGCAGUAUGUAAAAGGAUUGAUGAAAACUGGGUAGCCAGACGAGCUAGAAGAAGCACUAUCUGCUAAGCCAUUGAUUACAAUCCACUGUUUUUAGAUGGCUUUUACAAAAUGCUUUGAAAUGGGUUAGGUAAGUGUCCUUUGGUUUUAGUCAUUGUUAGUCAUUAAGAUAGGCAUCUUUUGGCAGUUUACUUCUUAUGCAGCAUCUUUCAAAGUAAACAAGUGACUUGCAUGGUUUCUGAAUGAUCAAUCCUACUGAAUGGAUUGCAAGAUCUAGGGAUCAGACAAUUUGUGCAAACUCACUGCUUUUUCCACAUAUCAAGUUCUAAAGAGAGACUGAGAAUGGGGCACGGGGGUGGAGAGAUUGAGUUUCUGAGGCACCAUUUAGGCAACUUAUUGAUGGUUUAAAAUGCCUUUUCUAAGUACUAGGUAUUUCAGAUGAAUUGGUUUUUAAUCUUUCCUAUGUUUUACUGUAUCCUUAAAGCAGUUCAGAAGCUUAAUAGGCAUGUGAUACAGAAUUGUUCUAAGAUAUGCAAUGUAUUGGGGUGAGAAGGUCUUGACACCAGUGUUCCUGUAAAAAGUGCCUUGAGAGCAGAAAAGCAGCCUAUAAAUAAAAAGGCGUACCAAUUUGAAACUUUAAACCAUACUGUUCUUAAUAGUGUGCUCUUACAGGCCUUGUAUUUCAGCAUGUACUUUUCAAGAAGAUAUUUGGACUCAAAUUGUUUAACAUGUGCUGUACAUUUGAACCUAGUUUUUGAUUACCUCCAGGUGCCUGCAGAUUUAUUCACAAGGUAAUCCUCACUGUGUUAACCUGAAUAGCUUUUCCAAUGUUGCAAUGUUAGCAAGACUGUGCUUUAGUUCAUUUCAGGGCCCUAGGUUCGUAUUCAGUUCCUUUGGUGGAUUUGCUUUGCUAUGGAAGCUUAUGAUGAAGAAGCAAAGGUCUAUGUAGGAGGCUUUUGAUACCCUUUUCUCUUCCCCCCCACCCCCACCCACUGCAACACAAUCAAAUCAUUCCUGAAACCUGAAUCUUAGAGAGAUGUCUUUGAUGCAACACAGGUAAGGAAGGAUUAUGAAGCUAGUUUUUAAUGGCAAGCAUAGCACCUGGAAAUGUUCCAAAAUGUAUAUAGAUGUACUGUAAUAUAGAUUAACUGUAAUAACGCUAUAGGAAAUAUACUGAAAGGCAAAUUACAAAAAGAAUUCUGAAAUUAAAAAUAGUAUGACAGGUUAUAGGGUGGGGGGUUUGAGGUGUUAAAUUACAAACUAUUUAAGAUGGGAGCAUAUGGUUUGGAUACUGUUAUAAUCAAAGUUAUGGUACCCUUCAAGACAUUUGGUUGACUUUUUAAUGUUGGGUUGCAAUCUUAAAACUUUAUAGCUUAAGCUAUGUAAAACUGAUCUGCUACAUUUUCAGUAGAAGCCGUUUCCUUUGUAAUUAUGAGAAUUCUUGUAAUUAUGAGAAUUCUAAGAUGGGUGGGAAGAAGAGAAGAUUUCAGCUUGCUGUGAUGGGAAGGACCAAACUCAAGGCAACCUCUGAUAUACAUAUAUAUAAAUAUAUGUGUAUAUAUAUACAAUUGCUGCAUUUUUAUAAAUAUGUGUAAAUGCCCUUCCUACUGUAAUAUUUUGAUCCUGGAAAUAAAGCAGACCUUUUCACUAAUUCUUAGCCUGUUGAUUUUUAGAAGGGAAUAAGUUCUCCUGGGAUACAAAAGAAAAAAAUUGUGUUUUCUGUGAAGGCAAAAUUUCAGAGACAAGGACCUAACUGUGUGUGUCUGCCUGCCGACUUUCUAGUAAAUAAAUAUGUGAUGUGAUCAUGUGACAUAACUGUUUCCCCACGACUUGCAAGUGGCCGGCAGUGAUUCUGAGCAGGGAUGGGGAAAAUAGUGAACAUUACCAGGGGUUACAGUUUAAGUGGCAGCCACGCCUAUAGUUAAACUCUUGGCUGUGAACUAAAAUUUAAAAAUAGUGGUGGUGAGUCCACAUGAGCAUUGUUUUUCAAAAGAUGUCCUGUUUUUUGUGUUUUUUUAAUUGGCUCCUAAAGGUGGGCGUAUGCUAUAUCAAAUAAUUAUUUCAAUAUGAUUAUUGCCUCUACCCCCAUUUCUUUUAGGUAUGACUUCUUUUAUAUCAAAGAUUAAUGCACUGUGCAUUAGAAAGUGGAGGAUUUAUAGAAGCAACCAUUCUGACAACAGAUGUCCAAUGUUCACAUUUAGUUACUGUAUGGGAAAUUCAUCCGGCAGACAAAACAUAUUGAGGAGUUAGUGAUCUGACAUGGAGCCCUUCCUGCCUCUGUUCCUUUUCCCCAGUCCCUUGCUCUUGUUAAGUUUUUUGAUGAUGUGAGAACAGUCUUAGAUGUCUUGAGAACAUUGGGAGGAGGUGCAGCCCCCCCCCCCAGCUGCCUCAUCAGUUGUGGAUGAUAAUGCUGGGUACCUUCUUUGAUGUUGGACAUUGUUUUGAGAAAGUGAGGCAUUGGGAGGGGGUGGCUAUAAAAUCAGUUUGGGCAGAGUUUCUUUGAAGCUUGUGCACGGACUGAUGGGCUACAGAUCCAUGCAAACUGAAGCUAUCUGGGGGAGUCCUUUCACCGCUUCUUGAGGGCUUCCAAGUGGCAGAUUGAAGUGCUUGCUUGGUAUGUAUACAUUGCUUGCUGUUUUAGAAUAAAAUAUUUAAUCUCACCCAUUUGUGUGUUUUGUAUUGCUUCUGUAUCUCAUUUUAAAAGAACCACCUUGCCUUUGGGAAGACAGGUAAAGGUAAAGGGACCCCUGACCAUUAGGUCCACUCGCGGACAACUCUGGGGUUGCGGCGUUCAUCUCGCUUUAUUGGCCGAGGGAGCCGGCGUACAGCUUCCAGGUCAUGUGGCCAGCAUGACUAAGCCGCUUCUGGCGAACUAGAGCAGCGUAUGGAAACGCCGUUUACCUUCCCACCAGAGCAGUACCUAUUUAUCUACUUGCACUUCGUGCUUUCGAACUGCUAGGUUGGCAGGAGCAGGGACCGAGCAACGGGAGCUCACCCCAUCACGGGGAUUCGAACUGCCGACCUCCUGAUUGGCAAGUCCUAGGCUCUGUGGUUUAACCCACAGCACCACCCGCAUCCUUGGCAAGACAGUUACCUAGGUUAAAAGGUGUGUGCAAAAAUUAUAGACAUGUAUAGUGGGGUUGAGAGGAAGGAGACACCGCUCAGUGCUGCUGUUAGAAGCUGGCAGAGCCUCCCCUGCCUGUUCUCAGCUCCCUUAGACUGAGUCAAAUCAUUAGUCCUAGCUUGGUAUUGCCUAUAUUGUUGGGCAAUGACUAUCAAUGAUUUAUAGACAAGGGUCAUUUCUAAUCCUGCUUGGAACCUUAUGCAUGCAAAACAUGCUUGGCCAUUAACCUGUGGACAUAUGUACCAUUUGUUAAGGAACGAAGGGUUGUCAUCAACUAUUGUUUCCACAGAGUAGACCCAUUUCAAUUAAUGAUCAUCAUCAACUUAGGUUCAUUAAUUUCAUUGUGUCUACUCUGAAGAAGCACUAGUUGAAAACAACCCUAAAUGUUUAAAAGACAUGCUAUAAAACAUUUGCCUCAUUUAACAGAUGGGGAACCUGAGAUUGUGACUAAUUGUAAAACAUCUGGAAAUCUGCAGAUAUUGUGUAAUAAGGGUCAAAAUUGUACCUAUAUUAAAGAGGAGCAAAUGUUUCCUCUUCAAUGUGCCAUGUGUGUGUGAGAAUGUUAUAUUUUACAAAGCAAUAGAGUGCAGAAGUGGAGACUGGGGCGACUCACUUCCUCAGUCAUCGUGGUUCAAAGAGUUAAAGUUGCCUGACCGUAUUUUCCACAGUCAUGUAAACCUGUACAUUUGCUAACAAGAUUGCAAGAGUCACACUGGGAAAGAACAUGAAAACUGCAAGUUAUGCUGAUAUAAGGGAGGCAUGAUUGUGGCUGUUGGAUGGACAAUUCUUACCCAACUUGCAAGAUUUAUUUUUUAAAGCUGACAAAUUUGGAGUGGGAGGAGAACUAGGACACACCCACUCUCUUUAGGCAGCAGUUCAGUUGCUCAAUAGUAAUUAUUACGUGUGAUGCAAGGUGUACUGCUAAUAUAGGAGUGCUUAAAUUAACAAAUGGAGAAAAAAAUUGAAAGAUAAGGAUGGCCAAACUACUUCAGGGGAGUGGAAGGCAGUACUCAUCUUCUCUAGACUAUAUCACUAUCACAAAUACAUCCAGGUAAUAUCAGCCCAGCAAACAUACAGAACAUCAUGCACUAAUUCCACUCCCACCCACCCAUGGCAAUUUGAAAUCCCCACCUAUUGUUUAUUUAAGCAUUUCUCACUGUAGUGACUCUUCCACUGUUGGAAUCGAUGCCCUGUCCUUUUUUCAAAAAAAGGAUUUUCCCUGAGCAAGGCUCUUUCCCUUACUAGACCCCAACUCCAAUUAACCCCAGCCAAUACAGUUACUGGUCAGGAAUGAUGGGAGUUGGAGCCCAGCAACAUUUAGAGGACUAUACAUGUGCCUUUAAUGGUCUAGAAAGACCCAAAGGAAGGUCUGCAGUGCAUACAUGCCCUCUGUGGAUGCUGUGGCAAUUUUUGUAGAGAAGUGCAAGUCCAGGAUAAAGCAUGAGAAUGAAACUGGUCAUGGACAAGCCUCCAUCUCCGGCAGCAUGAUGUGUGGUUGGUUCCUCCUUAGUCUGGAGUAUUGGCGUUAAUAAGGAGGGGCUCCUGGACCAACAUAUGACAAUGUGCUGCAAUCAACCAGCUGUCAAAAGGACUGAGCUUGGCUCUUUGAAGGUAUCUGAAUUUUCCCCCUGAAGCUUGAGAAUCCUCACAACAGCCGGGAAAGGAAGGGGGAGGACAAGGUGCUUUGUGCUUUCAUACAGUUUUCAAAUGGUCUUUUUUCUUCUUGUCCUCCCCUGUAAAAUGAAAGAGAUGUCUGCAGCCACAGCUAUGUUAUUCUGUCUGUUACCAUGGAAAUGAGAGGGUGGGAGUCUUGAUUUAUGCUCAACAAGGAAUUUAACAAGGUUUUAUUAUGCCCUCCCCCCUUGACCUAGGUUGAAUGGACUUUAUUUAAAAUCAUCUUUGGAUUGGACCAGGAGUGUGAAGGAGCAAUGCAGAGCAAGAUGAAUGAGCGGCUGCCGAAUAGAGGCCGAAUUUGAGAAAAGAUUUUGUUUUUAACUGUGUGCUGAGGAAGAACUGCAGAGUGGAAUUUUAAUGGCAGAAACUGGACAUGUACUCUGUGAGUUAUUUAUGGCUGCAGCUCGUACGCUAGUCGGUAAACAGCGGAAGGAAUGGAAUGUGACUUUGUCCCAUUCAGAUAAACACUGCAAAGAACUGAACAAGGGAAGAUCGUAAUUAAUUCUCCCAGCACACCAGGUCUGAAACAACAACGUAUAUGAAUGACUACACACGUGAAAUAGAUUUUAUAUUUAUAAGAGGUAAGAGAGGCACUGUUUGUAAGGCAUAGCUGCCAAGUCUCUCAUUUUUCGCAGGAAACCCCCGUAUUUUAAACCGUUUCCUGCUGGCAGCCCGGAUUGGAAAAAAUCCCGUAAAUCCCCCGGAUUUCCUACCAGCCAGGGAGGCUCCA